AUGACACUAGACUCGAAGGAUUCUUCUUAUUCUCAAAUCCCAAUCUGGCUGGAUUGUGAUCCAGGCCACGAUGACGCUGUCGCUAUCUUGUUGUCGUGCUUCCUCCCGCAAUUUCGUUUGCUAGGCAUCAGUGCGUCUUACGGCAAUGCUCCACUGGACAAGACUGCCUAUAACGCUUUAUCUCUACUCACUGCAAUGGGCAAACAUAACCAGAUACCGGUCUAUGCUGGGGCCCAAAAACCAUGGUCUCGUGAAGCUAUCUAUGCUCCAGACAUCCAUGGCGCUUCCGGUCUAGAUGGUACGUCACUGCUUCCCGUGCCUAAAGCUCAGCUUUGUACGAAUCAAAGCUACCUGGAUGCAAUGGCCAGUGCAAUUUUGGCAUACCCGGAAACCAUCUCCAUCGUGUCUACUGGUUCAUUGACAUCUGUGGCCACACUUUUUCAGGAAAAACCACAUCUCAAGCCCUUGGUCAAAUACAUAACCGCUAUGGGUGGAGGCAUCAAUGAAGGAAAUAGGAACGAAAAUGAAACUGCAGAAUUCAACAUCUGGAUAGACCCACACGCCGCUAAUUCGAUACUAAAGGAUACAAUACUUAGCCCCAAGUUUAUCUUGGUGCCAGUGGAUCUGACCCACAAGGCAAUUGCUACGAAAGAAAUUGAGCUCAUGGUUCUUGCAGAUGGGACGUCCAACCUCAGAAGACUGUUUUACGAGCUUUUUGUCUUUUUCGGGCGCAGCUACGAACAUGCUCAAGGUUUUGAAGAUGGUCCUCCAGUACACGAUCCUUUAGCGUUGAUACCACUACUGGAAUUUUACGGACUUGAAAAACCUGAAACUAUAGAUUUUGAGUACAAACGCUUACAACUACAGGCUGUAGAACAGGAAAACAGCCCUAACCUGGGCCAAACUAGGGUGCUAAAAGAGUAUCCUAAAGAGAACAAUAUGGGAUCCAUCGUGGGGUUUAACCUCAACAUGUCUUUUUUCUGGCAUCAAGUCGAUCUAGCACUUGGAUUGGCCGCAAAGAAUGCCACAAUCUAG
Molecule: messenger RNA, 1035 nt
Organism: Lachancea lanzarotensis
Lineage: Eukaryota; Fungi; Ascomycota; Saccharomycetes; Saccharomycetales; Saccharomycetaceae
Gene: URH1
Product: LALA0S06e06172g1_1
Exons: 1
Coding region: 1-1035 (344 amino acids)
Biological process (GO): purine nucleoside catabolic process
Cellular component (GO): cytosol
Molecular function (GO): purine nucleosidase activity
Source: RefSeq, a predicted model, not a curated record